Molecule: messenger RNA, 780 nt
Organism: Angiostrongylus costaricensis
Lineage: Eukaryota; Metazoa; Nematoda; Chromadorea; Rhabditida; Metastrongylidae
Source: the annotation of a GenBank genome assembly
AUGCCACAAAACGAACACAUUGAACUUCAUCGUAAAAGACAUGGGAGACGUCUCGAUUAUGAAGAACGACAGCGCAAAAAGCUGGCUAGAGCUGGCCAUGAGCGAUCUCAAGUGGCGAAGAAACUCCGCGGUCAUAAAGCUAAACUUUAUCAUAAGAAGAGAUAUUCUGAGAAGGUGGAAAUGCGUAAGUUAUUCAAACAACAUGAAGAAAAGCAGCAAAAGGGCACGGUGGAAGCCCCUGAUCAGGGUGCUGUUCCGGUGUACCUUUUGGAUCGUCGACAACAAACAACAGGAACAGUUCUUUCAAAUAUGAUCAAGCAAAAGAGGAAGCAAAAAGCUGGGAAAUAUCAAGUGCCUAUUCCUCAAGUCAAAGCUAUCAGUGAUGCCGAAGCAUUUAAAGUGGUCAAGUCUGGCAAAACGAAUAGGAAAGGCUGGAAGAGAAUGGUUACGAAGGUCACUUAUGUUGGAGAGUCGUUUACUCGUAAGCCAGCGAAGUUCGAGAGGUUUAUUCGUCCCAUGGGAUUAAGGUUUACAAAGGCUCAUGUGACUCAUCCAGAACUCCAGACGACUUUUUAUCUUCCAAUUGUGGGAGUGAAGAAAAACCCUUCUAGUCAGAUGUAUACGUCAUUAGGUGUGAUAACAAAGGGCACUAUCAUUGAAGUUAAUGUGUCAGAGUUAGGUAUGGUGACACAAGGAGGAAAGGUUGUUUGGGGAAAGUUUGCUCAGGUGACGAAUAAUCCGGAAAAUGACGGUUGUAUCAACUCUGUUUUGUUGAUCUGA